Cucumis sativus (cucumber) is the source of this 1956-nucleotide messenger RNA. RefSeq names its product cytochrome P450 CYP73A100. Bases 188 to 1795 code for a protein of 535 amino acids. Gene Ontology annotation, molecular function: monooxygenase activity; iron ion binding; oxidoreductase activity, acting on paired donors, with incorporation or reduction of molecular oxygen. The record is from RefSeq and is a predicted model, not a curated record. The transcript has 2 exons. Lineage: Eukaryota; Viridiplantae; Streptophyta; Magnoliopsida; Cucurbitales; Cucurbitaceae.
CCUAUGAAUUUCUAAUGUUUUGAAAAUAUUCUCUCAUUCCUACCUUGAUUUUGAUUAAAGCCCAUAGGUUUAUCUCUCAAAACCAUUUUUCACCAAAUCACUCCAACCCCUUCACCAAAUCUAUAUAAACCCAUUUUCCCUUUUCUAUCUCUCAGCUCAGCCCUCUGUAUCUCUCUCCUCUCUCAGUAUGGGCCAUUCUGCAGCAAAGUUUGGUUUCAUUUGCUCAGUCUCAGCACCAGCUUUGGGGUUGCUCACCAAGUUCACUUUCCCCAGUUUCUUCUUGUCCAUCUCCCCAAACAUCCUUCCAAUCACUCUUUCCAUUGCACUUGUUUUUGCUUUCAUCUUCUUUGCCUUAUCCAAUUCCUCCAAUAAUCCUCCAGGUCCUCUCCCUGUUCCCAUCUUUGGGAAUUGGCUCCAAGUUGGCAAUGAUCUCAACCAUCGCCUGCUCGCUUCAUUGUCGCAAAAAUACGGCUCUGUCUUCCGACUCAAACUUGGUUACAAGAAUCUAGUUGUGGUGUCAGAUGCAGAGCUUGCUAACCAAGUCCUCCAUGCUCAAGGUGUAGAGUUUGGAUCCCGUCCACGAAAUGUAGUCUUUGACAUUUUCACUGGUAAUGGACAAGAUAUGGUGUUCACCAUUUAUGGCGACCAUUGGCGUAAAAUGCGUAGAAUUAUGACACUGCCGUUUUUUACAAAUAAAGUUGUGCAUAACUACAGUGGGAUGUGGGAGGAAGAAAUGGAUUUGGUUGUUUGCGAUCUUAUGAAUAACCCAAAGGUGAAAUCGGAAGGGUUGGUCAUAAGAAAGCGUUUGCAAUUGAUGUUGUACAACAUCAUGUAUAGAAUGAUGUUUGAUACCAAGUUUGAAUCUCAAGAUGAUCCUUUAUUCAUUGAGGCAACCCGAUUCAACUCUGAAAGAAGUCGAUUGGCACAAAGUUUUGAAUACAAUUAUGGAGAUUUCAUUCCUUUGCUUAGACCCUUUUUGAAGGGUUACUUGAACAAAUGCAAGGAUUUGCAGGGCAGGAGGUUGGCAUUUUUCAACAAUAACUAUGUUGAGAAAAGAAGAAGGAUUAUGGCUGCCAAUGGAGAAAAGCACAAAAUAAGCUGUGCCAUGGAUCAUAUUAUAGAUGCUCAACUAAAAGGAGAAAUUAGUGAAGAAAAUGUGAUAUACAUUGUGGAAAAUAUUAAUGUUGCAGCAAUAGAGACGACACUUUGGUCAAUGGAAUGGGCAAUAGCUGAGUUGGUAAACCAUCCAACCGUGCAACAAAAAAUUCGAGAGGAAAUAUCGACUGUGCUAAAAGGAAAGGAAGUAACUGAAUCUAACUUACAUGAGUUGCCAUAUCUGCAAGCCACAGUGAAAGAGACAUUGAGACUGCACACACCAAUACCUUUAUUAGUACCACAUAUGAACUUGGAAGAAGCCAAGCUUGGAGGCUACACAAUUCCAAAAGAGUCUAAGGUGGUAGUAAAUGCAUGGUGGUUGGCCAAUAACCCAGCAUGGUGGAAAAAUCCAGAGGAAUUCAGGCCAGAGAGGUUCCUACAAGAAGAAAGUAGCACAGAAGCUGUAGCAGGGGGCAAAGUUGACUUCCGAUUUUUACCAUUUGGUGUUGGAAGAAGAAGUUGCCCUGGAAUAGUUUUGGCACUGCCAAUCUUAGGAUUGAUCAUUUCUAAAUUGGUAACCAAUUUUGAAAUGAAGCCUCCGAAUGGAAUGGAGAAGAUUGAUGUGAGCGAAAAAGGAGGACAAUUCAGUUUGCAUAUUGCCAACCACUCAACUGUGACAUUCAAACCUAUGACUGCUUAGUCCAGUCAAAAAAGUAAUCCUACCGUAGAACAAUGUCCUAUAGGGUUGACAUCCGAAUGAUGUUUUGUUUCUCUUCCUCCAUUUGAGGGGAGUUGUAUUGUUUAAAAUCACAGAAUGUUUUAAUUAUUGGAGAAGGAAAUAAAGAUAUAAUUUUCAUUAAA